Messenger RNA from Penicilliopsis zonata CBS 506.65, 1265 nucleotides. RefSeq lists its product as hypothetical. Bases 148 to 1185 code for a protein of 345 amino acids. Gene Ontology annotation, biological process: transcription elongation by RNA polymerase II. Lineage: Eukaryota; Fungi; Ascomycota; Eurotiomycetes; Eurotiales; Aspergillaceae. Gene Ontology annotation, cellular component: nucleus; elongin complex. The record is from RefSeq and is a predicted model, not a curated record. The transcript is spliced from 4 exons.
UCUCUUAUUUCCUCUAUGUAUGUCUGUCUACCCCUGCCUUUUCUCUAGGCGCGAUGGUUCUUGUACUCUGAUUCUUCUUUGGCGCUUUAUAUUAUUUAUUUAUUUUAUGUAUUAAUAUUUUUUUCCUCCUUUCCUCUAACCCUUGAUAUGCCUUCUCAAUCACUUCUCCAACUGUGUACUGCAACUGCUAUCAGAAAUGCAAGAUAUCUCACAGAUAUUGGAAGUGUCCCCUAUGUGUUGGCGCGUCCUUUUCUUUUGAAGAUCGAAAGCCCCGAGAAACUCCGGUCGCUCGAAUUGCUUUCACCUCAUAUAGCGGAGGAGGAUAGCGAGUUAUGGCUAGAGUUUAUCAAACGCGAUAUUCCCAACUGGGAGUCAUACGAUCUACCUGAAAACCCCGACUGCUGGUACGAUGUUUACUGCGGUUUGCGCGACCAUGUUCAACAGGCCGUGGAGAAAGAUGCGGAACAGCUUAAAGUGGCUCUGCAGGGGAUCACGUCGGAGCGUGAGAAAAAUAGCGCGAAGCUGGUCUCCGACCACCAGUCCGCUCGUCUCCCGCUUCCCCGGCCAUCGCUGAAGCAGAGACUUGCGCGAUCCUCGCUCUCUCGAGAGACGAAGAAAAAAAGCAACAUAUUUGCACCUCCGAAGCGCAACAGUGCUCUUUCGGUUCCUACCAAGAAUCUUAGCAGUAGGGCUAGUCGUGUUCAAAUGGCGCCCCGCUCGCUGGUCGAAGCACAUAGGCACCCUGAUCCUCCUCCAGAGCCACCGGUGUCGCUUCAGAGGAAGCCUCUCUCAGCCUCGCCGUCGCUUCUGACGUCCUCGGCAUCUGGGCGUUCGGUGCCCGCCAAUCGCACAAGCUCUCUGGAGAGGCCCCAAUCCGCCAUGACCAGGGAGUCCGGCACUGCGCAAGUAUCUACACACAACAAGACACCAUCUAUCAGGGGGCCUUCUCUCAGGCCUUUUCCUGAGGGCCGGGGAUCAACCUCUAGGACUGUCCCUUCUCGAAAUUCCACUGGCGAAGAAUCAAAAUCCACCAAGGCCGACAAAUCCGCGGGAACCGCCGCCCCGCCGCCUUCCCUGGACGACAGCGAGUUCAAACCCGCUCCAGCGCAAGCCGCCCGUCCUGUCAUGCGGAAGCGCCCAGCGCCCAGCGUUUUCAUUCAGCCCAAGAAGAAACGAGCUCCAUAAGCAAUGUGGCUUGACAAACAACAUCAAUUUGAUUUUGUAUUCUCGUCGUAUUCUUUAAAGAGCUACAGGGCUCAGCUAGG